Molecule: messenger RNA, 4388 nt
Organism: Xenopus tropicalis (tropical clawed frog)
Lineage: Eukaryota; Metazoa; Chordata; Amphibia; Anura; Pipidae
Gene: cers2
Product: ceramide synthase 2
Biological process (GO): sphingolipid metabolic process; ceramide biosynthetic process
Cellular component (GO): membrane; nucleus; endoplasmic reticulum membrane
Molecular function (GO): DNA binding; sphingosine N-acyltransferase activity
Source: RefSeq, marked provisional
GGAAAGUUACCGGGGGAACCUGCUCACUGACUUGUUGGGAUCAACUCCCGGCCGCGGAAGGAGCCAGUGUCCCAGCCUCGGAACAAGAUGCUGCAGACCUUUUAUGACUAUUUCUGGUGGCACAGGCUGUGGCUGCCCGUAAACCUAACCUGGGCCGACCUUGAGGAUAAGGAUGGGCGAGUUUAUGCCAAAGCGUCGGACCUCUAUGUCACCAUUCCCCUUGCCUUUGUAUUUCUCAUCGUGAGGUAUAUUUUUGAAAUUUCUGUAGCCGGUCCACUUGCAAAUGUCCUCGGUGUAAAAGAUAAAGUGAGGCUUCGGGCAGGACCCAACCCUGGGCUUGAGAAAUUCUACACCUGCUCAUCGAAGCACCCCAGGCAGAGUGAUCUGGAGAACCUCUCGAAGGCGAGCAGGCUUACGGUACGCCAGGUGGAGAGAUGGUUCCGGAGGAGGAGGAAUGAGGACAGGCCUAGUUUGCAGAAGAAGUUCCGGGAAGCAAGUUGGAGAUUCACCUUUUAUCUUAUUGCUUUCAUUGCUGGCAUUGCCGUCCUUAUAGACAAACCAUGGUUUCAUGAUCUCCAUGAGGUCUGGAAGGGGUUCCCCAAGCAGACAAUGCUACCGUCCCAGUACUGGUACUACAUGAUAGAGCUGGGCUUCUACUGGUCUCUUCUCUUCAGAGUGGCAUUUGAUGUCAAGCGCAAGGACUUUAAGGAGCAGAUUAUCCAUCACGUGGCCACCAUCGUCCUCAUCAGCUUCUCAUGGUGUGCCAACUACAUCCGGGUGGGCACCCUGGUCAUGGUGUUGCACGAUGCCUCAGACUACUUUCUGGAGUCGGCCAAGAUGUUUAACUACGCAGGAUGGAAGGAGACAUGCAAUGGUAUCUUCAUAGUCUUCGCUCUGGUGUUCAUAGUCACCCGAAUCAUUAUCUUCCCUUUCUGGAUCCUGUACUGCACUUGGUUCUACCCCCUGGAGGUCUAUCCAGCUUUCUUUGGCUAUUACUUCUUCAAUGUGAUGCUCUGGGUACUCCAAUGUUUGCACAUCUUCUGGGCUUACCUGAUUCUUGGAAUGGCCCACAAGUUUAUCACUGGAAAGCUUGAACAAGACGAGAGAAGUGACCGAGAUGAGACCGACAUCCCAGAUGAAGAGGAGGAAGAAGAACCUACCAAGAAUGGAACUCUUUCUAAUGGCCAUUCCAUGCAGAACAACAACCAUCAUAAAGCGGAUUGACCACCGAAUAGGAAAUAGCCUCUUCCUCCACAUUUAAAUUCCUGGAGAAACCAAUCAAGCAGGGGAAACACAUUGAAAGAAUCAACACUACUGUAAAUCAUGGCCAUGAUCUUGUGAAUAGAUGCCAAAUGACUUCCCACAGACUGGUUGUAUAUAUGUAACCUAAAACCUUCUACACCGAGCGUGAGAGGGGUCAAGCCAAGUGUUUCUAUGUGAGGACAGUUUUUAAAUACAUUGUGUAGUGAGUAGAUUGAUGGACUUUAGUGGCCUUUCCAUACAGAAACCUAAGAGUUAUUUUCAUAUUUUGAACCCUCUUCCAACUCUUAAUUGUGUUUGACUUUGCCCAUUCCUUUCCAGUGAUGACCCAUUGCUAGGUGUCUGGAUGUGAAACUUCACAAAGGAACUACCACGUUAGGGUCUGGUGACCUGGUGUCUUGACUCUCCUUCAACUUGCAGAAAAGAACUGUUAAGCUUUGACGUCCACCUCUUUGAAUAAGCUAAGUGAGUGGAUUGAGCGACGGUUCUUGGGCAUGGACACCCUAUCCUUGUGGCACCAUAGCCUUGAUCUCAGUGAUGGUUCUUGUGUAAGAACAGCCUCUCCUUGUGGGAACCAUAACCUUGACCUCAGCAGUUGUUCUUGAUAUGGGCACCCUAUCCUUAUGGAACCAUAACCUUGAUCUCGGUGAUGUUUCUUGGGUAUGGACACUCUCUCUCCAUGUGAGAACCAUAACCUUGAUCUCAGAGGUGGUUAUUGGGUUGGAACCUUCUUUUAUCUCAUCAAUGUUUCUUUGGUAUGGCCAACAACUCCUUGCGGAAUCAUAAUCUCCAUCACUGCGACAAUUCUUUGGUAUGGACACCAUCUCCUUAUGGAAUUAUAACCUUGAUCUCAGCUAUGGUUCCUUGGUAUGGACAACCUCUUCUUGUGGAAUCAUGACCUUGAUCUCCGACAUCUACCUGUAACACAACCUGCUACUGUUCUUUGAAAGCCAAAUGUUGCUGCUUCUAAAUCUAAGUUAUUGUUACGAUGCAUCUUCUGGUACCAUCCCCUAGGAACGGAUAUGGCACCUCCCAAAGAUAAAUAGACCGGCCUUUAGUAAUGCUCUAUGGAGAACACUUUAUAUUUCAGGGUCGGAUCACCUUUUUUAUGAAAACUGAUAGUUUGUAGGGCUUCUCUAGCUGUUAAAAACAAGCUGAAGAUCCUUUUAUUCCGAACUUAUUGCAUUUCAAACCCGUGCCGUACCUGCAGUGCAAGCAGCUGUUUGGGGGGGAUGUUCUACUCCUUGCUCAAUAUGCUCCAUUACGGCAACCGAUGUCCUUACAACUUUUUUUCCAAUAAAUUUUAAUUGCAAUAAAGUAUAAAAAAAUAUUGCCUAGAAAAGCAGCUUUGAAUAAGUUUCACAUUUGGGGGGAGGAAUAUUUUCUGGAAGAAGAGAGAAAACCUCUUGAAGGCAAUAUGGUUAAUCAUGGAGUUUCCAAAUGCCGAUCCAGCAUGUUCUGCUGUGGAAAUACAAGUCCCGCUCCUCCAGUAGAUCAGUGAAUGUAGACAUGCUGGCAGUUGGGAGUGGCAGAGGCUGGUUGAUGGCUUCAGACUGUGUGGCAGAGUUUUUCUUUCUUUGGUUGGUCUUUCAAGGAAGUUGUUGUAGACUUUGGGGACAGAGAUUCAAUACUGGUGCCUGGAAAAGUCAAUAUCCCUGUUGUCCAGCUUGCCAUGGUACUUACCUCCGUUAAAUACGACCUCCCAGUGCAGCACAGGAAACACAUAAUUAAUGAGCUCUUGUCUGCAGGAAGUAGGAUAAGUCCUCCAUAUGUGUCUUUUAGCCCCAGGUAUGAUGUGAAAGAGCUAUGGCCAUGGGGAUGCUGAAGAGCUGUAGUCCAUGUAGCGUUACCAUGUUUGGGCAGUCAUUAUGCUAAGGGAAUGGGGAUAUGAUGUUGCAGGGGCAGGGAUAGUCCCAUUUCAGUAAGUUGGCUGGGUUUGGGGCAUGGAGGGAGUGGGAACUGAGGCUAUUAGGGUGGUUUGUAGGUGGGCUGAGGGCCAAACUUAUCAGCAGCUUUAUUAAAUUUCAGUAAAUUUGUAAUAUGGGCCCCAGCCUUGCUAGGCCAGGUGGCAACCCUAUGUACAUCGCUGCAUGUUUUUGUUUGUAGGGGGAGUGGUUUAUGUUUCAUGGAGCAAAGUUCAUGCCAAGCCAGUAUGAUCGCUCACUUUUCAUACAACUUGUAUACAGGAGAAAGCUGUGCCCUUGCACGUCAGCAUCUAUAUUAAAAUCACUGGGAUAUAGAAUUCUGAAUUGUACAGCAUAAAGCUGCACCCUGGCCAAUGGCAGAUUAAGUAAGAAUUGACCCCGUAAUCUGCACUUGCUGUUAAAUCUCUCCUGCCAUUGGAGCAGAUCAGGGGAGAGGGAUGCCAUAAUGCUGGGCCACUAGUGUUUAAUGACUGGCCAGUUAGGGGGAAGACACACAGAGCUACUAGUAGCAGCUACUUGUCACAGCUACAGAAAUAGACAAUGCUGAUCAUUUACUGAUAAUUGUCCCUACGUGUGUUUUAGCAGAGGCAAUUCUCAGUAUUGUCUAUGGCAGUGGAUUUUCUGGAAUUUAGUAGCCGUGACAAGUAGCUGCUACUAAGUAGCUCUGUGUGUCUUCACCCUUACAGCUACAGUAUUUAGAAAAGAAACAAACUGCUCGUAACUUCUCUUCAUAGAAAGAUAAGGUUUUUCCAACCUUUGGUUAUUGUCCUUGUAUUGUGGGUUGGGGACUGAGAGCUGGGGGUCAGUGCAGCUCCCUUGCUGUGAUUGGCUGUGGAAUUAUUAGACACCGUUCAUAUCAUUUAUUUCUGACUGUGGCAAUUAGCUACUCACUGUGCGCCGCGCCUAUGUACGUAGGAAUGGGAAUAAGCUGAGCCAAUGUUAUGAGCGCGCUGUGAGCCAUCAAGCCAUACUGUACCGUUACCUCCAGGCAAAAUGCAGAAAUGAAUUUGAAUUUAAUGGGGGCAUUUUUUUUUGUCGAAGAGCAACUUCUAUUUUAAUGUUAGUGUGCCUUUAAGGUUGUUGUUGUUUUUUUUGGGGGGGGGGGGGGGCGGGGGAAUCAUUUUAACGUGCAAUGUCUUAGUGGGUUUGUACUGAAAUUCACCAACAGUUACUGGAUGUAGCCAAAUAAACAUAUAUAUUUGA